AUGCAAAACCAUAACAUAUGUCGGCUUUGUCUCGGUAAAUCCGAAGACCUCGAAAAUUUGUAUCAGCCCCUGGAUGAAUCAACGUGGCUCCUCGACGAAAUCCAAGACUGCGUCGGAAUACGUAUAACGCUCGCACCUGGACUACCCGGGCAAAUAUGUGCCUUCUGUAAAGUGCAGGUUUUAACGAUGUCCAAUUUCCGUAAGAUGUGCGUCUCCUCCGAUGAAUGUUUACGAAGGGAAUACGCUGAUAUAUACAAGGAGGCCGAGCUGUCCUCGGCAUUUUCGUUGAUUUCCUGUCAUGAGAACGAAUCGGAAGACGCAACCUUGCUGUUGGGUCAGCGAGUAAAGCACGAUCCGUCGAUGUCAUUAGGAACUUGCAGCAGUCAAGAAAGUCUUGAUUUUGGCCAUUACCCUCUUUUGGAGGAAGCUUUGGGCGACUCAGUGAGAGAUUACAACGUAGAGGAAGUCUGCACAACCGUAUCUAGAGAAACGACACUGACAUGGGACGCGCCAUACGAAUCUAGUUCGAUUGUUAGUGUUGAGCCAAGUAUUAGUAGUAGUAAUCGUGCGUGCAAGCGGACGAUUUCUUCAUCUUCGUCCUCCUCCUCUUCGUCGGCCGGCUUCGACUCUUUCUGUGUUUCUUUGGCUGUAGGACCGCUGUGGUGGUCCGAUGUCCCAACAAACAGAACCGAUCACGAUAGGGCGUCUCCCUUAAAAGAUUACAAUCGCAAAACAUCAAUUGAUUCGACCACCACCGCUUCUUCUGAAUAUACCGACCUUGAUUGCACUGAAUCGACCGUAGAUUUUAUGAACCAACAUGAGGCAGCUGUCAUCCAGGAAGUAUUAACGCAACCGACACCGACUCAAAUUACGCUGAAACUGUACAUUACGGCGCAAAAGCACAGCACGUGGGAGACGAUCUUUAAUCCGUUGGACAACAUGCUUUACGUGAACCUUCCUUCGGCCAUGUCGCAUGAGGCCUCGAAGCAUUCGUUCAUAUCGCUGCUGGAGUUUGCCGAAGAAAAACUCGAAUGUGACGGAGUCGUGUUGUGUAUCCGUAAGAAUCGACUCGAUCGACCCAAUCUGGUGCGUACAUUUUCCUUUGUCGGAUUCCAGCUGGUCAGCCCAAAAUCCCCGUUGACCCCGCCGCACAUCGAAAUGCAGCAAAAGAACGAAUAUCUGUUCAUGAUCUACAACAUCGAAGAGUAGAAAGCAACAAUACAAAAUCUAUUCAGAUCAAGACGCGUGGGUGUGUGUUUAUCAAAAUUAAAUCUCCGGAUACGUCGUUUGAGCACCUUUCGGAAACCGCCAUCCUCUCCGAACUAGAACCUUUCAUCCUGCCAUUACAUCUGCGAAUCAAACGUUCGAUAUCACAAGAGUAAGGACUCGUUGCGCUGCUGAGCUUCGAUUGGUGGCAAAUCGUCGCAUCCCAAAUCCGUACGCUCAAUGAAUUCGUUUUGAUAAAUACGCAUUUUACCUACACAAAAACGCAAUGAACCUGUUGACAUCAACAGAAUCAUAUAAACUUAAAAGUAAAAAAUCAUGAAAACAUCUCUCUUUUCAAAAGAUUACAAUACCAAUAUAAAACUGACAGUAUGAACUAACGUAUAAAAGUAAACUAUAAUAAACCCAAUAAUCAAGGUCGAUCAAUUGCGAUUUGUAAUUGUUUUAAGUGAAAUGCUUUUGUCGAUAUUUAAAAAACUUAAAAAAAAUCUAACAAAAAAAAAUUAAAAAAAACGAAAAUCUUUUUAUAAACAUUUUUACAGAAAAGACCCAAAAAAAUGUACAAACUUAUUGAAUAUCUGUAAGAGAAAAAAAAAAACAUUUGAAACCUAUUGAAUUGAUUUAGUUCGGUCAAUCAGCUAUUGAAACAUGUUGAAGGAAAGUAAAUUUUACGUCUAUGAAGUAUACAACUUGAUUCAUCUGCGAGGAAAUAACUUAUGUGAAUAAGAAAACGCUAGCAAGCAACAAAUGGCGUAAAGUUGCACCUAUUAUCAAUUAUUGUACUUAUUUACCUACGUAUUGUAAUUUUCACUAGUGCGAUGGAGGAGGGAAAGAGUAAAAAUACAUAUAGGAAGAAUCUAGUAACUGGUAUUGUGAUUGGACGUAGCGUUCGGUUUCGCUUUUUUUUAUGCCGACUCUCGUCGGGAAAGUUGAGAGGUUUUCAAAAGAGGUGUAACUGAUAAAACACAGUAAAAUACAAAAUACAUACCCAAAAUGGAAAGGAAAUUUAUUUGUUUUAUUUUUUUUUACUUUAUUAUGGGACGUGGUUUUAAAGGAACAAGUUUUUUUUAAUAAUUGGGAUGAAAAAUAUAUUUCUAGCUUAGUCUUGUUACAACUAUUGUAAAACAUAGUACUACAGUUUAUUUUAUUGCGCAAAUAUCUCUUGUGAGUUUCUGUGGAACCAAUAUAUGGCAGUUGUCGAGGUUUCAACGAAAGUCAGAAAACAUCUACUAACAUAGUGAAAUAACAAUAAAUGUGCAUACUUUUAAUUAUUCUAUUAUUACCAUUAUAUCCAUGUUUAUCGAAAUGAUUAGAAUGAUUUGAAAAUAAAUGAAAGAUCUUUUUUAUUUUCAA
Molecule: messenger RNA, 2577 nt
Organism: Topomyia yanbarensis
Lineage: Eukaryota; Metazoa; Arthropoda; Insecta; Diptera; Culicidae
Product: ornithine decarboxylase antizyme-like
Biological process (GO): positive regulation of protein catabolic process
Cellular component (GO): nucleus; cytoplasm
Molecular function (GO): zinc ion binding; ornithine decarboxylase inhibitor activity
Source: RefSeq, a predicted model, not a curated record